AUGAACAUGCUUGACCUCAUUGGUGGGCACUUUUCAGACAAACUUGUUGAAGAAGUUAGAUGCGGAAAGAAAAUUCAAGGCCCUGGUGACAACUGGGACAUGAAAAUACAUGCACACGAUAUGCUUUCAACAAAUCAAAACACUGAUUUGCACUACUUUGCUUCUAAUCUUAUUGUUGAGCGUGUACCAUCAGAGAAUCUGUCAAAUGUGUCCCCACAAGUUAAGAUAUCUUCCCUCCAUAACACAGCUUUCCUUCUUGACAGCAACGAGGCCAACAAGUUGAGAGAUGAUAUAAAAGUGUUGGUUGGAAGAGUUCUGCUUCAGAAAAUACCACACUUGUCGUUUUUGAAACAUGUCAUUCCCAAUCAUAUUGCACAUCCGUACAAGAAAGAAAUGUCCAAAAAAUCAAUCAUUGUUCCUUUACCAAUGAUGAUGAAAGAUGAAAAAAAGUAUGAAGAUGUAGUUGAUAUCCUUGAUGGUUAUGAACAGCAUUUGGAAAAAAUCUUUGUUAAAGCCGAUGUCAUUGAAAAACCAGUUGAGGAUACCAAUAGCAAAACACCUCCAAUAAUUGGCAGACAGUCAGCAUCAGCAGAUCAGGCAAGGGCGCAUUUCAACAAAGAUGACGAGUAUGAUUAUAUGAAGAAGAUAUCUGUACCAUUUGGGGGAGACCAGAUGACCAGGGUGAGGUUUGCAGGAGCAAAAGAUUUAAGAGCUGGUGCCAAUACUGCAAAACAUCGUUUUGAUCAUUGUUGUCCGUUUGUUGCUGAGCUGUUCCACACAAAGAUGGCCUAUGUUCAGGUAAAAGAGAAAUAAAAUUUAAAUUAAUAAAUAUGCCAAUAACUUCAAACACACAAUGUUGCCUUUGAAGAUUUAAGAUAUAAAUGUAUUUGCUUAAUAUCCUAGUUUGUAUACAACCUCCUAUACAAGGCAGAAUCGACCAGGGAAGUUGGCACUUUAAAGUUCUUUCGUGAAAAAUUCAAUCACCGUAAUGUAACUCCGAAGAAAGUUACUGAUUCUUAUGAAGGGUGUGAGCAAUUGCUACUUCAGGUGGGUCAAGCAUACCUUUUGGAAGCAGCAAUGGAAUUUUGGGGAAUGGGGAAUUUAGAAGAAAGCCCAACCAAACAUGUACCUCCAGCAGAUAUCCAUAGCCAGGAAAAUGAAAAGAAGAUGGAAUAUUUUCAGGAAGUUGUUGGGGAAUUUGUAAAUGAAUAUGCUUUGCCAAAAGGAGAGCAAGAAAUUUUUGAAUCGGACAAAGUAAGGUAGGUAGCAUGCUGAAAAAAUAAUAUUUUAGGAAUACCCAUUCAUAAUUGACUUUUCUUAUAAAGUAUAGUGCUUUAUAGAGAUUUUUAACACUGAUAAAAGUGACAAUCUCACAUGUGAGAUUAUUCAUGAUAAUCUCACAUGUGAAAAUUAUGCUUUUCAAUCAUCGCUUUUCUGUAAAAAUUAUCACUUUUCGAAGACUGUCCUAUAUAUCAUGUUUAACACUCAAAAUAAAUCUGGUAUUUCUGCACACCCAUGUAUUAUUCUCUAUAUAUUUUUUGACAGGGCAUAUGGGCUCAAUGUUAUUGAGCUUGUGGUUUUCCUUAUGCAGUUGAUCGAUACAUGUAAAGAGGGUGAUGGAGAAAGAAGCAUGAUCAAUAAGAAAAGGCUAUUAAUGUACUUUAAGUCAUCUAACUCAUUUAAAAACUAUUCUGUGGAGAUGUUCACAUGGAUUGCUCAAAUCAAGUCUCUGUGCUCUGAAGAAAUGGCUCAUCGCUUGAAAUGGGGCAGAUUUGUAAAUUGGAAUGGUGGAGAAGGGAAAAAUAUAGCAUGUGAUAUGGCGCAGGAGAUAUGUAAUCGUGUAAGCAAAGAUAUUGUCAAGGGAAUGGGGGCCAACAAGACUCCUCAAACAAUGAUGAGGGCAUCUAAAGCUGCUGCAGGUGUCGAUCAAAUAGUGAAGAGAGUGAAUGAAGUCAGCAAUAUCAAACCAGCAUCUCAAUCGCAUACACACAAGGAAACCAGUAAUGAAGAAGUCAUGAUGUUUCAGGAUCUACGAAAAUUACAACCAUUCAACACAAAGAAAGGCAGAUAUCAUCAUAAUUUUAAAGAAAUUGUUGUUUCACCAACAUCAUCAGUUAAUAUGAGUGAACUUUUCACAUGGUUAGAAAAGCACAAAAAGCAGAUUGCUAUGGGAGACAAAACUCAAAAAUAA
Paramuricea clavata is the source of this 2191-nucleotide messenger RNA. The record is from the annotation of a GenBank genome assembly. Lineage: Eukaryota; Metazoa; Cnidaria; Anthozoa; Malacalcyonacea; Plexauridae.